AUGAAUAACUUCUACAAAACGCGACCCGGUGCUAGUCCUGGAUGGUGGCUCUGCUGCUUGUUGCCUGCCUGCUAUGCAGCAACUCUUUGGCGCCCUUAUCAGCAGGAUCAUCAACAACACUUGCCACGAGAUUACAAGCGCACGGUACUCGUAACCUUUGGACUGUUGUUGCAGUCACUAGUCAUCCGCGGUAGCCUGGAAUCCCGCUGGAACCGUGGACAAGCUAUUCUGCUUACGCUUCUCGUUGCUGCCUUCAAUUGGGGUCUGUUUACAGUGUGCCUGAAAGAAAAUGUUGUAUUCGCCAGUGUUAGUGGAUUGCUGCCAAUUGUUCUGUAUGAUAAGCUUUAUUUUACUUUGCUUAAAACGAUACCAAAGAGCUUCAGCUAUGGAGAAGCGUUCAUAGUAGCGCAAGGAUUGAUCGUUUUUGCUUACUGCACAUUCCUGCAGUUGCCGCCAGUUGUAUUACGCUCGGGUGCAGCGUAUACAGAACUGCAGCUGAUCUAUGCUAUACUUCAGAUCGGUUUGCUGGGAAUACUGCUGCUCGUGUGCGCAACGUACGCCUUUACCUGGCUUCGCAAAACAGUUCCAUUCUGGAUCGCACUAGGCAUUACAUGCAGUCUGGUGGCCUUAUGUCCCAUCGGUAAACUGCCCGCAGUUACACAUUUAGUACUGUUCUUCGUAAAUGAUAUACAGACGAUGAUGACCACCGGAAUGUAUUUGGCGCUACUGGUGCUAACCGUUUCGUUCAUUAUGUGGCAAUUUAACUACGGGCGUCGCACGACAACAGCUACCAGGAAGGUGUUCCACUUUCUAAUCGUUCUCGUGUACGGUCCGGGACUGUGGUAUCAGUGCCGGUUGCUGUACCUAGCUAGCGGUCUUAUGCUUGCCGUGUUGAUUGUCCUAGAGAUGGCUCGCCUGAUACAGCUUGCCCCGGUAGCGAAAGUUCUUAACGUUGCGGUUAAUUUGUUCGUCGACGAAAAAGAUGCGGGUGCGGUUGCCCUCACGCCAUUAUACCUGCUGGUCGGAUGCUCUCUGCCACUCUGGUUGCACCCAGUACCGUGUGAUUUAACCAACUCGGGCGGCCUACAGAUGCUCACCCUUUCGGCCGGUGUGCUUUCAAUUGGCAUUGGUGACACAGCGGCAAGUGUGGCCGGAUACCAUUUUGGGCGACAUAAGUGGCAUGCUUCUACGAAUAAAUCUGUCGAAGGAACGGUUGCGUCAGUGCUGCUGCAAGCAUCGACCAUCGGUGUUCUGUAUCACAUCGGUGUGAUACAUUUAUCGGUGAGCAGGGCCGCCUAUGCCGGCGUGGCAGUAAUAGUGAACGCCCUCGUCGAAUCGAGAACGGAUCAGAUCGACAACUUGGUGCUUCCGCUGAUCACCUACCUGAUACUCGUUUGUUCCUCCUGA
Anopheles marshallii is the source of this 1407-nucleotide messenger RNA. RefSeq names its product dolichol kinase (gene Dolk). Gene Ontology annotation, molecular function: dolichol kinase activity. Bases 1 to 1407 code for a protein of 468 amino acids. The record is from RefSeq and is a predicted model, not a curated record. Gene Ontology annotation, biological process: dolichyl monophosphate biosynthetic process. The transcript is spliced from 5 exons. Gene Ontology annotation, cellular component: endoplasmic reticulum membrane. NCBI's taxonomy places the organism in Eukaryota, Metazoa, Arthropoda, Insecta, Diptera, Culicidae.